[Torrubiella] hemipterigena is the source of this 3221-nucleotide messenger RNA. The record is from the annotation of a GenBank genome assembly. Lineage: Eukaryota; Fungi; Ascomycota; Sordariomycetes; Hypocreales; Clavicipitaceae.
GAACAAAACUUUUUUGCCUGCCAUUAGUAAAUCGUCACCAUCACCAACAAUUCCAUUCCGUCAUCACAUUCGCCCAGCAUGGCGCAAUCCAAGUCGGCCAAACGCAAGAGGAACGCUCAGGCGCAGCAGAAUCAGCCAAACAAAUCCAAUAAAACCGCCGCCAAUGCCCUGCCCUCACCGCCCUCCAACGGCGCCUCGACGCCUACCUUCGAGCCAAAAUCCCUGCAGACCGUCAUCUCUGAUGAGGAAUUAGAAAUCACAGUAGAGACGCUACAGACACUCGCACAAUAUCCCAACCUUACCAAAUCAAAACUCUGCAAAGAUCUCCGAGCAGCCGUAUAUGACUUUCGUCAGUCGUGCACUACAGGUCUCGCCGCAGCUGAAGGUGCAAACUUGACCGCCCGUGUUACUGCAGCCAUUACCGAUGAAAAAUACCUCGAUGCCAAAAUCCUCCUUGCCGAAAUGCGCCUCCGUGGCGAGGAACCCAAACUCGGUGCCCUCUGCCGCUGGGUGCGCGACCUCGAUGUUGUCACCAGACCAAAUGGAACCAACUUUGACGACGAAGAGCGCAGCAUCAAGGAACAGGAACUCGUCAACGUUCUGGAUGCGGUCCUCAGAGUUAGCUGCCCGGUAGAUGCCAACAUUGGCCCUGGCAUUGGUGCACCGCGCCACUUUGCCUAUCAAGAGACUUGGAACAUGCGGCCAUCAUCAGAACCUCUCCAAAUCUGGGAGUCUGUCAAGGACAAGUCUAUUCUCUCAUAUGCGCCAAAGAACCCCGAAACAGCCCUGCGCAUCCUCGAGACAAUUCCCGGCCUUCAAAGAAAACCGCCAAAUGAGCACCCCGCCAUUCUAUACACAACAUCCCCCAACGCCGUCGCUCUCUCACCCGAAAAGCGCGAUAUUACUUUCCAUAAACACCCUCACGUUCCCAACCUUGGCAUUGCCAUGAAUGCCCUCUCUGUUGAUGAAUGCCGAUCCAUCAUUGCGGCCGGCGAAAGUGUCGGCUUCAUUCCCGACACGCCGAUUCGUGAGGGUGGUGACAACAGCGUCCUGGCACACAACUUCUACUGGAUCGUCGACACCCAACUCCACGACCUUCUGUGGGCUCGUAUGGCGCCAUUUGUACCCGCCUCUGUCAAUGGGCGUUUAGCCCGCGGUAUCAACAGACGCUUCCGAGUGUAUCGCUACGUCCCUGGUGCCGAAUACAGAUGCCACAUUGACGGAGCUUGGCCGCCAUCCGGCAUUCGCCCCGACGACACAUAUGUGUAUGAUGACUCGCCUGUCGACAAGAAGCAGAGUUCACUAUUUACGUUUUUGCUCUACCUCAACGACGAAUUCGAAGGCGGCGAAACUACAUUCUUCCUCCCUGCCGCUCGUGAAGGCACAUUAAACGCAUAUCCCGUCCGUCCUGUCAUGGGAGCCAUUGCAGUCUUUCCUCACGGUGAGAGCAAAGGUGCUCUACUGCACGAAGGAACAAGCGUUACCAAGGGAGCCAAGUAUAUCAUCCGAACGGACAUUGAGUACGACGUUGAGCCAUCAGAGGUGGCGUAAAAAUUCUAGCCCUCUCUCUCUUUGUCCAUCUGCUCAGGAGUAUCAUUUUUAUUUUCAUGGGAGCACGGCGUCGGCAUGUUUUACACUUAUGAGUAACAAGAUUGAAAUGUACAAAAUAGUAUUCAAAUUUACAAGACGCAUCUUUUGUGAAAGAUUUCAUGCUAGGUAUAAUAAAAUCAAAACAUAAAAGCAAGGCUCGCUCCAAUAUCAACGCUUGAAAUAUAGCAGCUCCAAGUAACGGGCAGGAAUAUAUGCCAUAGCCGUUACCACAAAUGUAAGCUCAUUUGCAACAUCGCCUCCAGAACUUCCAAUCACCGCAGCCAAAGGACCCGUGAACCAAGUCUGCUUCAUGCCCAUCACCCAAGCAACAACGCCGAGGAGAAAGGCGACAGCCGCUCCAAUGCCAUGUGGGAGUCUCUUGGGAUCAUUCCAGCCGUCCAAAUCAUAAUUGUCAAAGCUGCCCUUGCGGAAGAUGAAGUGUUCCUCAAACAAGAUGACGGCGUAGCUGGUGCACCAGUAUCCCAAGAGACUCAAAAAGUUUUGCAGAUACGCAUUGAGUUCUUCACGCCCGCCGACAGCCAGAGCCAAGAUGCAAACAAAGGACACCAGCGUCCAGAUAAAGCGCGGGACCUGGGCAAGCGGCUUAGCCAGUUGUUGGAACGAGAGCGCGGCACUGUAGAUGCUCAACACAUUAGUGUUGAUGCCGGACAAAACAAGCACCGCCAGCAAAAACUUGGCAAAGCCGUCCGGGUACAGCACCGCAUCAAUUGCAUAGCCUAGGCCACGAUCAUAGGCCGCACUCCAAUCCGGCUGCUUGUCGAGCGUCGAUGCCACGACGCAGCCAGCAACCAUGCCGAUUGCAGUGGGGAUAGCAAUGCCAAAAGUAGUCAUGAGGAACACCUUGACUCUGCUGACAUUGGCCGGAUAAUGGACGUAGUAGUCACUCGCAAUGACCGCCCACGACGCGCUCGAGCCGUACACGAUCGCCAUGAAGCUGAGCACAGCACCAGCAAGAUCCGCCCCCUCAAGCGGCUUCACUGGAUCCGCAGUGUUUGCAUAUCCGCCCGUCUCUCCAAAAAUGAUGAGGAAAAUCACUAGGAAAAUAACCCACGCAAAACGCUCAUACACAAGAAUCGCAUUCAAACCAAUCAGCGAGAUGAUCAGCGCGACUACCGCCAGAAUGACAAUACCCAGAAUCAGCGACACCCGCCCAUCCGACACCGCCGUCAGCGCCAACCCGCCCGUAAUGCACGACACAGCCGACCAUCCCAUCUGCUGAAUGCAGUUGAGCAGGGCAAUCAUACCGCUAGGCCACCAACCAAAGCUGAAUCGGCCAGCGCUGAUCUGGCGCAACCCCGUCGCGGCGCCAAACGUAGCGCAAUAGCCGGUCGUUGCGCCGCCGAGGAUAGACAUGAAGAUAGUGAUUAGGAUAGACUGCUUCAGGCUGAGGCCAAACUGCCAUCCCAAGAAGCCCGUCGCAAAGCACGACGUGUUCAUGGUGCCCGAUGCCCAGAGGAGCGCCAUGUUGAGUUCCUCCGUCCACGGCACGGGCUUCUUGUCCUCGGCGCGCUUGCGCACAAUGGCCUCAGACUCGACGCCGAGUUUGCGGUCCAUGCGCGCUUCGAAGUUGCGCAUCUGCGCGAGGAUGCCAGUUGAUUGUCUGGGCGCAU